Molecule: messenger RNA, 1173 nt
Organism: Sphenostylis stenocarpa
Lineage: Eukaryota; Viridiplantae; Streptophyta; Magnoliopsida; Fabales; Fabaceae
Source: the annotation of a GenBank genome assembly
AUGAAAGUGGCCAAGGAACAUUUGCACGAUGGAAGAAAAAUGACUCUCGAACCCCAAACUUUCCUCGUUAUUAGUAUUUCCAAAGCACUCGUUAUGCGCAUUUUGUCUCGCUCCUUAUUCUUUGCCAUGGUCCUUGCCUCCUUUCAUUUCUUGGUUUAUUCCAGGACGAGUUCUGUUCCCAGUUCCGAGCCCGUUGCAUAUGGCUCUCUCGAUGCGGAACUACUGAAUUUGAUGCUCAAUGAUUUCUCCAAUGAGGGUCUCCUCAAAGAUAACGACAUGGCACUCCUUUACAACUCUCCUGUUCCCAAUGACUUUGACAAUAAGAUUCAUGUUCUCAUGGACUCUGAUUCGGAGAGAAAGAGGUUGCUCGCAGAGGAAUCUUACGAUUUUGUGUUCACGUACGAUGCUAUUGAUGCCGAGUUUAUUGACCGCAUUCUGAAAAUCGACGGCAUUGUAGCUUUUCCCUUGGAGGCACCGUCAAAUUCUGCUUUCAAAGAACAGAGUAAUUACAAAGUUGUUGACAUUAAGCAACAUGAUUUUGUUAUUGUUGUGUUGAAGAAAACUGGGCCAGCUGUUAGGUUGGUAGAUUUUGACUCUUUCUCUAAGAGGAAGCUUUUGGCGGCAGAGACAAAGGCCGGGAACAAGAUAGUUGCAUUGGAGGGUCUCGAAGAUGUCCAUUUGGAGCCUCCGAAAAAAUCUUUAGUUAAAUCAAGAAAGUACUUGAACAAUAUAAGGUAUCUACCUGACUUGGUGGGUGAUUCUCUUGAAGGGUACAAUCGGAGAGUGUUCAUUAGUGUAGGCUUGCAUGAGGAGGUCAAGAGUGCAAUGGAAUGGUUCGAAAAGCACUACCCCAAGAAGAAUAAAAAGUUUGAGACUCACAGCCUCGUGGCUGAGUCUGAUGACCUUUUUGAUGUUUCUACUUGGUUAUCUAACAAUGUGAAAGAGGAAGAGUAUGUGGUGAUGAAGGCAGAAGCAGAGGUUAUUGAGGAGAUGAUGAAGAAGAAGACAAUAGGUUUGGUGGAUGAACUCUUCUUAGAGUGUAAGAACAAUUGGUGGCAGAUGGGGGUAGUAACGAAGAAGAAGAGGAAUAUAAGAGCUUAUUGGGAAUGUUUGGCUUUGUAUGGAAGGGUAAGGGAUGAAGGAGUUGCGGUGCACCAAUGGUGGGGUUAUUGA